UUGUUACUUGUUCGUCACUAAAAAGUUGUGAGUUUAUCUUUCUUUCUUUUCACAGCGGAAAAGAGGAAGAAGCAUAUAGCUGAGCUCUUCGUACAUCGUACAUCCGUUCUUCGAACCCUAAAGCUAUUAGAACAUCCGCGUUCUCUUCAUCACUCAGGUUGGGUGUAUGCAGAAUGUCGUCUGUGUCUAGUCAGCCUCAGUUUCGGUAUACGCAACCCCCAUCCAAGGUUCUCCAUUUAAGAAAUUUACCGUGGGAAUGCACGGAGGAGGAGCUGAUUGAAUUGGGGAAACCAUUCGGUAGAGUUGUCAAUACAAAGUGCAAUGUUGGAGCAAAUAGAAAUCAAGCAUUUAUAGAAUUUGCAGAACAAAACCAAGCUAUUGCAAUGAUAUCAUAUUAUGCUUCAUCAUCAGAGCCAGCUCAGGUACGGGGGAAAACAGUGUACCUACAAUAUUCCAACAGGCAAGAGAUAGUGAACAACAAAACCACUGCGGAUGUUGCUGGAAAUGUACUGUUAGUGACAAUUGAGGGAAAUGAUGCACGCCUUGUCAGCAUUGAUGUUUUGCACUUGGUGUUUUCAGCUUUUGGAUUUGUGCAUAAGAUCACUACAUUUGAAAAGACUGCUGGAUUUCAGGCUCUGGUGCAAUUCUCUGAUGCAGAAACUGCUACUUCUGCAAAGGAUGCCCUUGAUGGAAGAAGCAUUCCUAGCUAUUUAAUUCCAGAUCUUGGACCAUGUUCCCUCAAAAUCACAUAUUCUGCUCACACUGAUUUGAGCGUAAAGUUUCAGAGUCAUCGUAGCAGGGACUAUACCAAUCCUCACCUUCCUGUUGCUCCCUCAGCUAUAGAUGCAAGUGGUCAGUUCACUGUUGGUCUAGAUGGAAAGAAACUGGAUCCCGAGAGUAACGUUCUUCUUGCUGCUAUUGAAAACAUGCAAUAUGCAGUUACCGUGGAUGUCCUGCAUACAGUUUUUUCAGCUUUUGGGCCUGUCCUAAAAAUUGCCAUGUUCGAUAAGAAUGGGGGUCUUCAGGCUUUGGUCCAAUAUCCUGAUGUCCAGACAGCUGUUGCUGCAAAGGAUGCCUUGGAAGGACACUGCAUAUACGAAGGAGGAUUUUGCAAGCUUCAUAUUACUUAUUCUCGGCACACUGAUCUCAGUAUAAAGGUCAACAAUGAUCGGGGCAGAGAUUAUACCAUUCCAAACGCUCCCAUAAUGAGCUCUCAACCCCCAGUGCUUUUGGGACAGCAACAAUCUCCAACCGGAGGUCCUAGUGCUCAUCCAUACAAUGCAACUCAGUACGCUUCAGCUCCCAAUGUUUAUGCAGCUCCUCAGGCUGCUUCUUCGUGGAACUUUGUCGGUGCUGCCGGACCCCCACCUAUGUCCAUGCAGAUGCACAAUCCUCCUUACAUGGCACCUGCAAAUGUGCACAACCAAAACAGACCCGCCAUGCCUCCAUAUCAGCUUCGAUAGCAAUGACUGGAAUAAAUUUUGCUGAGAGAACUCGUUAGUUUUCCUGAACAAGCUGUGUAACCAAAUAUGGAAUCUUUAAUCAGGCUAAACUGAUAUACUUAUUUCAUGUUUGCACCCUUUUCUUCAGAAGUUUAUGUAAGGGCAUAUUAUUGUAGGCCCUUACACCUUCCAGUAUUCAUACUGUUAAAGUGUUAAGGAAAUGCUGCUCUUAUUCAGAAAA
Messenger RNA from Ipomoea triloba (trilobed morning glory), 1683 nucleotides. Its product is annotated as polypyrimidine tract-binding protein homolog 2-like. The coding region runs from base 174 to 1463 and encodes 429 amino acids. Gene Ontology annotation, molecular function: mRNA binding. NCBI's taxonomy places the organism in Eukaryota, Viridiplantae, Streptophyta, Magnoliopsida, Solanales, Convolvulaceae. The transcript is spliced from 11 exons. The record is from RefSeq and is a predicted model, not a curated record. Gene Ontology annotation, biological process: regulation of RNA splicing. Gene Ontology annotation, cellular component: nucleus.